This is a messenger RNA of Staurois parvus, 267 nucleotides long. The record is from the annotation of a GenBank genome assembly. Lineage: Eukaryota; Metazoa; Chordata; Amphibia; Anura; Ranidae.
AUGUGCGAUGAUGAGGCAGCACCGAUGGGCACUGAUAGGCAGCACUGAUGGGCACUGAUAGGUGGCACUGAUGAGCACAGACAUGGAGCCAGGGGCGGACUCACAACUCAUGGGGCCCCCAGGCAAUAGGGGAUCAUGGAGCCCCUGCGUCCUUGUCCAAACUCAAAAAAGCCUAUGAAAAAGGUACCAGGGGCAUCUCAUGGGGCCCCCUACUGACCCCGGGCCCUCGGGCAGUACCCGAGUUUCCAAAUGGUCAGUCCACCCCUG